UCCGCUUCACCGAAAGGAAUGGCAUCUCCGAGUCGUUUGGGGAAAGCGGUUUGCGCUAACUGUCGAGAGGAAAUUGGGGAUAAAUACUUGCUCAAGGUGAACGACUUGUGCUGGCAUGUGCGCUGUCUGUCGUGCAGCGUGUGCCAGACUUCGCUUGGCGGGCACACGAGCUGCUAUAUCAAAGAAAAGGAGGUGUUUUGCAAAGUGGAUUAUUUCAGGAGGUACCGGACGUGGUGUGCGUGCUGUGGCCGGAGCAUCCACUCCACGGACUGGGUGCGGCGAGCUAAGGGGAACGUCUACCACCUGGCCUGCUUCGCCUGCUUCUCCUGCAAGAGGCAGCUGUCCACGGGCGAGGAGUUUGCCCUGGUGGAGGAGAAGGUGCUGUGCCGGGUGCAUUACGACUGCAUGCUGGACAACCUCAAGCACGCCGUGGAGAAGGGAAACAUGGUCAGUGUGGAGGGAGCCAUGCCUACAGAACAAGAAGUGAAUCACCCGAAGCCAUCAAAGAGGGCCCGCACGAGCUUCACGGCAAACCAGCUGCAGGUAAUGCAAGCCCAGUUUGCUCAAGACAAUAAUCCAGACGCCCAGACACUCCAGAAGUUAGCAGAACAAACCGGCCUCAGCAGAAGGGUGAUUCAGGUAUGGUUUCAGAACUGCAGGGCACGGCACAAGAAGCACAUCAGUCCGUCUCACCCUUCGUCGUCGUCCUCCUCCUCUUCCUCCUCGUCUGUGCCUCCCCUCUCCUCCCUGCAGCCUUUUCGCCUCCCCCAGACCGUGGUGGAGGAGCUGCAGUACUCGGCCUACGAGCCCGAGGGCUCCAUGCUCUCCGCACUGCACUCUUACAUCGACAUCCAUUCGCCAUCUUCCGUGAUGUACCAGUCACUGUUAACACAUCCAGGAAUGCCGCUUCCAGUCACUCAUGCCUGA
Clupea harengus (Atlantic herring) is the source of this 927-nucleotide messenger RNA. RefSeq names its product LIM/homeobox protein Lhx8. Gene Ontology annotation, molecular function: RNA polymerase II transcription regulatory region sequence-specific DNA binding; DNA-binding transcription factor activity, RNA polymerase II-specific. Gene Ontology annotation, biological process: forebrain neuron development; neuron differentiation; regulation of transcription by RNA polymerase II. Gene Ontology annotation, cellular component: nucleus. NCBI's taxonomy places the organism in Eukaryota, Metazoa, Chordata, Actinopteri, Clupeiformes, Clupeidae. The record is from RefSeq and is a predicted model, not a curated record.